Messenger RNA from Piliocolobus tephrosceles (Ugandan red Colobus), 2824 nucleotides. RefSeq names its product NIPA magnesium transporter 2 (gene NIPA2). Gene Ontology annotation, biological process: magnesium ion transport. Gene Ontology annotation, molecular function: magnesium ion transmembrane transporter activity. The coding region runs from base 893 to 1975 and encodes 360 amino acids. The transcript is spliced from 9 exons. NCBI's taxonomy places the organism in Eukaryota, Metazoa, Chordata, Mammalia, Primates, Cercopithecidae. The record is from RefSeq and is a predicted model, not a curated record. Gene Ontology annotation, cellular component: membrane.
GUCAUUUAACCGCGCCUAUGUUUUCCGGCGCCGGCCCUGGGUCCCGGCAGCGGUGGUGACGGCGGGGCCGGAGGUUGUCCUUGGCAGAUUUUCCUCGGCUCUUCUACAUGGAGGAGGCGGUGCGCACGGCUUCAGCCCCGAAUGCUCGCACCUCCCACUGGACGGCGACGAAGGCGGUGGCCGUGCGGGCACAGGACUGGGCGGCCUGUGUGGGGGUGUGAGCCGCGGUGCCCCGGGCAGCGCCGCCGAGGGGAAGCCGCGCGGCCGGCCUGCCGACUAGGGCUGGAGCUACUCGGCCAGGGUUUGAGACUUUAAAUGAGAAUAAAGGGUGGUAUUUACGAGGAAAUGAGAGUGAAUAAGUCAUCUCUAACCUCUCCGAGCCUUUUUUUCAUAAGAGAGACCAUAUUAAACUUACAUGCUCUCCCGGCUGUGAUCGACCUUCAGUUACAGAGCGAGGGAGCAGAGUGGGACCAGGUCUGAGAAGCAACUCAUUCAUUUCAGGACAUUCCCUCUGAUGUCCUGUUUUCAAACGUUCAUUUGUCAGCUGAGUUGAUGAGUCGGCCAUUUGGGAAUAGCCGUUGCAGUCUUCCUGUCUGUCCUGGAGGACUGAGGCCUCCAGAUAGCACACGGUCCUCAUGUACCGUCCUGCAUGCCCCAGCAGACACCUCUCUGCAGGAAUUGUGAUCCUCUGAUAACAGAUAAUGUGAGAUCUGCCUUCUGUCAACACAUCCCCAAGUAGGCUACAUAAAUAAAUUAGCAUAUGCUUAUAUCCACAUGUUGCUAAGAAGAAAAUGUAUGGGUUUGCAGACUGCUUCAUUCUGCCUCUAGUACCAGCGGCGUCUCUGUUCUGUGAUCAGUGUGAUGCACAGGAACUCCUUAAGUAACAAACGAAAUGAGCCAGGGGCGCGGAAAAUAUGACUUCUGCAUUGGUCUGGGAUUGGCGAUGAGCUCCAGCAUUUUCAUUGGAGGAAGUUUCAUUUUGAAAAAAAAAGGCCUUCUUCGACUGGCCAGGAAAGGCUCUAUGAGAGCAGGUCAAGGUGGCCAUGCAUAUCUUAAGGAAUGGUUGUGGUGGGCUGGACUGCUGUCAAUGGGAGCUGGUGAGGUGGCCAACUUUGCUGCGUAUGCGUUUGCACCAGCCACGCUAGUGACUCCACUAGGAGCUCUCAGUGUACUAGUAAGUGCCAUUCUUUCUUCAUACUUUCUAAAUGAAAGACUUAAUCUUCAUGGGAAAAUUGGGUGUUUGCUAAGUAUUCUAGGAUCUACAGUUAUGGUCAUUCAUGCUCCAAAGGAAGAGGAGAUUGAGACUUUAAAUGAAAUGUCUCACAAGCUGGGUGAUCCAGGUUUUGUGGUCUUUGCAACCCUUGUGGUCAUUGUGGCCUUGAUACUAAUCUUCGUGGUGGGUCCUCGCCAUGGACAGACAAACAUUCUCGUGUACAUAACAAUCUGCUCUGUGAUUGGCGCCUUUUCAGUCUCCUGUGUGAAGGGCCUGGGCAUUGCUCUCAAGGAGCUGUUUGCUGGAAAGCCUGUGCUGCGACAUCCCCUGGCUUGGGUUCUGCUGCUGAGCCUCAUCGUCUGCGUGAGCACACAGAUUAAUUACCUAAAUAGGGCCCUGGAUAUAUUCAACACCUCCAUUGUGACUCCAAUAUAUUAUGUAUUCUUUACAACAUCAGUUUUAACUUGUUCAGCUAUUCUCUUUAAGGAGUGGCAAGAUAUGCCUGUUGACGAUGUCAUUGGUACUUUGAGCGGCUUCUUUACAAUCAUUGUGGGGAUAUUCUUGUUGCAUGCCUUUAAAGACGUCAGCUUUAGUCUAGCAAGUCUGCCUGUAUCUUUUCGAAAAGACGAGAAAGCAAUGAAUGGCAAUCUCUCUAAUAUGUAUGAAGUUCUUAACAAUAAUGAAGAAAGCUUAACCUGUGGAAUCGAACAACACACUGGUGAAAAUGUCUCCCGAAGAAAUGGAAAUCUGACAGCUUUUUAAGAAAGGUGUCAUUAAAGGUUAAUCUGUGAUUGUUAUGAAGUGAAUUUGAGUAUCAGAAUGUGUCUAAAAAACCAUUGUCCUCAAAAAUGUUCUUUAAAGGCAAUCUUUUUAAAGAUUUGACUAAUUAGGACCAAGAAAUUACUUCUCUUAUAUUUAAACAAUGGUAGCUCACUAAAAUGACCUCAGCACAUGACGAUUUCUAUUAAUAUUGUACUGUUGUAGAAUUAUUUUACAUUUUCAUUCCUUCUCCAAAAUCUGAAUGUACUAAUGACAGUUUUAAGUCUAUAAAAACGCUUUAUUUUUUCAUUCGUGAUGAAAGUCUGAAAUGUGCAUUUGUCAUCCCCACUCCAUCAAUCCCUGAACAUAUAAGGCUUUUUUAUUUUAAAAAAGAAUAAUUACCCCAAUACAUUAUCCUGUGAUUUACCUUACCUAUAAAAGUGGCUCCUGUUUGAUGAUUGGUUUUAUUUUUUCAACUAAGGGAAAACUAAGUUACUGAAUGAAGGAAACUUACAAAAUAAAAAAAAGGGCGGAAAUCACCCCAAGGAAGGAUUCUCAGGUUGAGAUGAUCACCGUGAAUCCGGCUUCCUGUGUGCAUUCGACGGCCUUCUUAGCACCUCAUCAAGCCAGCGCAUCCUGCCUGCUGCUGCAGCCUGGCCGGGUUUGUUCUUCAGUUAUCCUAAUCCCAUGAUGCCUGGAACCUUGAUUACCGUUUUACAUCAGUUCUUGUACUUUUCAGUAUAUUUUCAUAAUGAGUUAUAUUGUCAUUUGGACUUUGAACAGCUCUGGGAAAUAGAAGACUAGGGUUAUUUCUUAAAUUUAGCUCAUGUUAUAAUAAAAAGUUGAAAUGAA